Geodia barretti is the source of this 2204-nucleotide messenger RNA. NCBI's taxonomy places the organism in Eukaryota, Metazoa, Porifera, Demospongiae, Tetractinellida, Geodiidae. The record is from the annotation of a GenBank genome assembly.
GGACUCGGGCCAAUUGUACAGGCCGUCAUAUGAGCUAGUAGGCCUGGCGGAAAGCUGAUCUCCCUUCCCGCCUCCAGUUCAGAGGAAAUCCUGCCAGCCGAGGGAGUUAACUGGCACGCGAGCAGCUGUGAGGCCCAGUUUCGUCCUCGUGUGUGCCGCCGACGUUCGAGAAAGACGCCAAGGGACUCAGCGCACCCGCUGGUUGGUGAUCAGCUCUAACAGCAACCCGACAAAGACAGGCGAAGGGACAGACAGACCAAUGGCAAUGGCAGAAGUGUUUCUACCUAAUCUCCACGAGUCGGUCCCUCCACCCCACCACCACCUCCUCCCCACCUCUCCUCCUUUCCCCUCUCCCCCUCCCUCCACCUGUUCCUCCUACCACGAGGACACAGACCACACCCAGGCAAUGCCGCCGGCCCCGCCCCCCAGUCCGCAGGGUCCCAUCAGCGGCGGCCCAGUUUUCGAAAUCGACGCCAGUUACUUUGAGCGACCACGUAAAACAGAGCUUCCACCUUCUCCCACAAAUUCCCUCGAUUUCUCCGCCAUGUUCACUCCUAAUAAGAGCCCACUGGAGUCAGAGCCUCAUUCCCCUGUCCAGCCGUCGCCUGGUGACCCUCUAGACUCCGCCUAUGGCUCCACCCAUGCCUCAACAUCGUCACGGCGCUCUAAUUUAGGGUCUUCGUCCCAAAGCAUUCCCAUCUCACCAAACUCUGUCACCAGUGCAGGGGGUCUGGGGCUCUUCUACUCCUAUUCUGACGACACCACGUUCCGGAACGGUCUGCGGUCACAGACUGCUCUAGCACAGCACCCGGACACACACGACGGGUCUCACCUCUCGGCGGAGUCUGCAAGCCCCGCCCCUCGUCCCCGCUCCAACACCCACCCUUCACACACCCUCACACCUCACACCUCACUCCUUCACGAGCAGCACCGGCGACAGGAGAUGCUGCGGGCCUUCCACCCCCACCUACCUCUCAGUUUCGACACCACACAGCUCCCCCAGGUCUCCGGCAUGGCAGGCGGUAUCCUCGACUCCGGCUACCACGAGGCACUCAUACCAGAGCUCCCCAUCCGACGAAACAAGAGAAAAAGCUACGAGUUGGGCUACGAGGGCGAUUCUAUGGACCUGUUCUCGUGCGAGAGUUUCUCUGAAAGUGGUUGCAGUGGGUCUGAGUCAGAGUGGGGCAGCAAGAAGGCCUGUCAGGAGGGGAAGAACCCUGUAAUCAGGCGACAGAGCUCUAGUUUCAGUGGAGGGUUCACGUAUUCCAACACCCUCAAUGCAGGGAGGGAAAGCCUUGGUUGUAACAUCUCUGCUCCCUCGACACCGGGACACUCAACCACUCCACUACUGCAGCAGGCUUUUGGUGGUUCUCUCCACCAUAGCUAUGAGCACGCUCCCUCCCUCUCUCCCCCCGUGUUCACCUCCCCCCAACACACACCGUUCAUCAUUGCAACCUCAGUAGACGUACCCACUAGCCUCCAGAGUAUGGAAGUCGGUGAAGAAAUGGAGAGCCUCGAAUCCGUCAUGGAUACCGCCACUGGCGAACCCUGCGUCGAGAUGGACUCUCUCAGUACCCAACUACGAGGAAGCCAUUUGGAGUACGUCACCCACGGCAACCAGGCCCCGCCCAUUCACACACAUCUCACGCUCGCGCCGCCCCAGAUAGCUGGCGGUUCACACAGAAGCCACAGUUCAGGAGAUACCUAUGAUUUCGGACUCAACCCCCAACUGGCUCAGGGCGGUGACUUUUACUUCAGUUAUCACGAGAGUGGUCAGAACACUGCUUUGAACGAUGCUGCAUGCUCAGCAGAAAGUAGGUUUCUCCUUUCAAAAUCUUUAUGAUGUCAUUAUUUCUCUCCCAUCCACCCUAGUUCCUAUAUACUGACACAGUGUGUUUUAACUCGAGUUCGUUUCUUUACUUUGCAUUUCGGUUUGUGUUUUUAUUUUAUUUUUUUCAUGUCGUUUAGAGCUUAUUCUUUUGUGCACAAAGAAUGAAAUAUCACAUGUGAUAAUAAUGACAUGUUGGAGUCUCAGUAAUGCUUUGAAGUAUAGGUCUUCAAGUAAAUGUUGCACAAUCACUCUCGGAUGCCAUUCCAGAGUGAUGUCAUGUGACCUGUAAGUGAGGUCAUGUGACCUGUUGAGACUCGCACCAGUCUUCAAAGACGCAAGUUCAAAGGACACACUACAACAGGGUUCUUUGCCA